Messenger RNA from Zalophus californianus (California sea lion), 428 nucleotides. Its product is annotated as vesicle-associated membrane protein 3-like. NCBI's taxonomy places the organism in Eukaryota, Metazoa, Chordata, Mammalia, Carnivora, Otariidae. The transcript has a single exon. The record is from RefSeq and is a predicted model, not a curated record. Bases 1 to 312 code for a protein of 103 amino acids. Gene Ontology annotation, biological process: vesicle-mediated transport; SNARE complex assembly; vesicle fusion. Gene Ontology annotation, molecular function: syntaxin-1 binding; SNAP receptor activity. Gene Ontology annotation, cellular component: plasma membrane; SNARE complex.
AUGUCUACAAGUGCACCUGCAGGUUCAAGUGCUGCCUCUGGCAGCAACCGAAGACUUCAGCAGACACAAGAUCAAGUAGAUGAGGUGGUGGACAUCAUGAGAGUCAAUGUGGACAAUGUGUUGGAAAGAGAUCAGAAGCUCUCAGAGUUAGACAAUUGUGCAGACGCGCUGAAGGCAGGAGCGUCGCAGUUUGAAACAAGUGCUGCCAAGUUGAAGAGAAAAUAUUGGUGGAAGAAUUGCAAGAUGUGGGUGAUAGGGAUCGUCGUUGUGGUCAUCAUCAUCAUCAUCAUCGUGUGGAAUGUUUCCCCAUGAAGAACCAGUGCAGCCCCAGCCUGCCGUUCAAGAAAGCUCUUAAAGACAUUUGACUUAGAACCUGCUACAUUCUCGAGCUCGCCUACUGUUCUGUCUAAACUGAUUAUUUUCUGUUU